This is a messenger RNA of Scheffersomyces amazonensis, 1105 nucleotides long. It is a transcript of the gene GRX3, whose product is annotated as monothiol glutaredoxin. Gene Ontology annotation, molecular function: 2 iron, 2 sulfur cluster binding. The coding region runs from base 333 to 1082 and encodes 249 amino acids. Lineage: Eukaryota; Fungi; Ascomycota; Pichiomycetes; Serinales; Debaryomycetaceae. The transcript has a single exon. Gene Ontology annotation, biological process: intracellular iron ion homeostasis. Gene Ontology annotation, cellular component: cytosol; nucleus. The record is from RefSeq and is a predicted model, not a curated record.
AUGUGACGUUACGCCCGUUGACUUAGUCUUGUCAUCAUCAACUCCUAUUAAUAUUCGAUUCUCGACUUAUGCUCGAAGGAACACUUUACUCAUAGUCAUAAUCAUACUUCUAAGCAUACUUACAAUCAUAUUUCAAAGUAUACUUACCAUUUCUGUGACUCUCCCGGAGUCUUCUGACUCUUAAUUGACUCUCUUAAUAUCACGUGAUAACACAUCACAUGCACAAUCACGUGAAAUGAAAUAAUGAAAAAAUUAUAACACACUUUUAUCUGAUUAAUCAGCUACCAUCAUCACAAUUACUAUUACUAAAACCACAAUCACCACUACCAAAAAUGCCAGUAACUGAAAUCGAGUCUGAAGCUCAGUUCACCGAACUAACCAAGGCUGAUGCAUCCAAGUUAAUAGUCCUCUAUUUCCAUACAUCCUGGGCUCAACCAUGUCAAACAAUGAAUCAAAUCUUUAAGACAGUGGCAGACUCUAAGGCUUCAGACACUUCUAUCUCUUUCCUCAGUAUUAAUGCUGAUGAAUUAUCAGAAAUUAGUGAAUUAUUUGAAGUCAGUGCUGUUCCAUAUAUCAUUCUUAUUCGUAACUCGGUCAUACUUAAAGAAUUGUCGGGUGCUGAUCCAAAGGAAUUUAUAAACUCAUUAAAUCAAUUUUCAUCUUCAUCUUCAGCUACAUCUACAAAUCCAACAGCUAUACCUCCAGUAGCUUCUAACGGAAUACAGAAAACAAAUGGUGCAGCACCAGUUCAAGAAGAAGAAUCAGAAGAAGCUCUUCAAGAAAGAUUAAAGAAACUUACUACCGCGGCUCCAAUCAUGUUAUUCAUGAAAGGAUCUCCUUCAUCUCCUCAAUGUGGAUUUUCUCGUCAAUUAGUGGCUAUCUUAAGAGAACAUCAAGUCAGAUUCGGAUUCUUUGAUAUCUUAAAGGAUGACUCUGUUAGACAGGGAUUAAAGAAAUUUAGUGAUUGGCCAACCUUCCCACAAUUAUAUGUUAAUGGAGAAUUCCAAGGUGGUUUGGAUAUUGUAAAGGAAAGUAUCGAAGAAGAUGACCAAUUCUUUGAAAAGGCUCUUCAAGCGGUUUAAUUUAUUUGUAUCUAUAUAUCGGU